Scheffersomyces amazonensis is the source of this 2261-nucleotide messenger RNA. It is a transcript of the gene JAB1, whose product is annotated as COP9 signalosome catalytic subunit. The record is from RefSeq and is a predicted model, not a curated record. Gene Ontology annotation, molecular function: metallopeptidase activity; deNEDDylase activity; protein binding. The coding region runs from base 49 to 2145 and encodes 698 amino acids. The transcript is spliced from 2 exons. Gene Ontology annotation, biological process: protein deneddylation. Gene Ontology annotation, cellular component: COP9 signalosome; cytoplasm. Lineage: Eukaryota; Fungi; Ascomycota; Pichiomycetes; Serinales; Debaryomycetaceae.
GUUUAAAUCAUAGUAAAAAUAGUAAAAAUUGAUAAUAGAUAAGUAAUUAUGUUAUUGGCAGAACUUAAAGAGUUAUCAGAAUGUUUUGAUACUACCAAUGGGUCAAUAGAAUCAUUACUUGGAUCUAGAAAUCAUAGUAAACCAAAUACCCCUAGUAAUGAGAGUAGUAAUCAUAGAUUAAGUAUUGGACAAAAUCAAUCAUUAAGGCAAGUUCAACAAAAUCAAUCAAGUAAACAUGAAAGUAAUUCAUUCUAUAAGAUUCCAUCAAUGAGUUCAAGUUUAUCAAAGAAUAAGCCAUGGAAGACUGAUCCUAAUUAUUUUAAAAAGACUUUUAUAUCUUCAUUAGCCAUGAUAAAAAUGACAAUUCAUGCUCAAAGAGGUGGAUCAAUUGAAAUAAUGGGAAUGUUAGUAGGGAAAAUUAUUGAACAUAGUAUUAUAGUUAUGGAUGUAUAUCCAUUACCUGUUGAAGGUACAGAAACAAGAGUUAAUGCUCAAGCAGAAAGUUAUGAAUAUAUGGUUCAAUAUCUUGAAGCUAAUAAAAAAUUACCGGGUCAUAAUUCAGAGAAUAUUGUAGGAUGGUAUCAUUCACAUCCAGGUUAUGGAUGUUGGUUAAGUGGAAUUGAUGUUGCUACUCAAGCGGUUAAUCAAAAUUUUCAAGAUCCUUAUUUAGCCAUUGUAAUUGAUCCAUUAAAAACCAUAAAACAAAAGAAGGUAGAAAUUGGAGCAUUUAGAACUUAUCCUGAUAAUUAUACUCCUACUAAAAUUAUUAGUUCAAGUAAUGAACCUCAUUUACCAAAAUCUAAAAGAAAAGAUUUUGGUGCAUAUUCUGAUAAAUAUUAUUCAUUAGAUGUUGAAAUAUUUAAUAAUGAACUUGAUGAGAAAUUAAUUCAAGAUAUUAUAAGUAGUGAAGAUACUAAUUCUAUAACGUGGAUAAAUAAUAUCCUUAGUAAUCCAAUUAGUCUGGUGGAGAUUGAAGAUAAUAAUAAUAAUUCCCAUAAUAAAGUGAAAGGUGUUAAUGGAUUAAUUAAUCAUGAUUCAGUAAUUAAAUCAAGUAAUGUAUUGAAUAAUUUUGAAAUUGCCAGUAAUAAUAAUAAUUAUGAUAAUUCAAAUAAUAAAGUUAAUUUAAAAUUACUUAAAUUGAAUCGAAGAUUACAAAAAUAUGAUCCAGAACAUAUAAAACUCGAAAAUACAUUUCAAAAUCGAUUCAAUACUCGAUUUGAACUGAUAGUGGAUAGUAAGCUAAAACAGGGUAACAUAACCUCCCGUAGUUCAGGGGAUCAUGGUCGAAGACAAGAUUUUUCAGGAGAUCAGCAACGUCAAGGCCGUUAUGGUAAUGAAGGAUAUAUAUACGAAGAAGAUGAAGAUGAUGAAGAAGAUGAAGAUGAUGUUAUGGAUGAGAGUGAUCUAGAAAAGGGUACCAGAGAUGUUAGUGAUGAUGGUGAAGAUGAUAUCUUAUCUGUUGGCAGUAGUUCUGAUGUUUUAGGUGGUGAUAAAGGUAAUGAAGAAACAGAAGAGAAUGAAGAUCAAAUUAUGGAACGUCCUGGAUUAGAAAGGAAUAAUAGUUCAGGAUUAAUGUUAAAUGUAGCAAGAAAGGUUAAUAAGAGAGAACACGAUAAGAGAAGUAAUAGUCGAACUAGUAGUGGUAGUUCCGGUAGUAGUAAAGGAUUUAGUCAUCAAGAGCUGCUUGUUAAAUCCAUGUUUUAUGGUAAUAGUGAGAGACGUAAUGAAAUUAGGAAUUCAUUAAAUCGAAAUUCUGGUGCAUUCAAAUCAUCAGAUUUUGAUAAUACUAGUAUAACUAAUAAUGAGAGAAGUUUUAAUGGAGAUAAUUUCCGAAGUGCCUAUGGAUUUUUACCAGAAUUAGAAGAGCCUGAUCAUAUAUAUAAUCAAGACACUAAUAAUGGACCAAAUGCUCGGGGAUAUCUGAGAAUGAAUAGUUCAGUAGGAAGAGUAGCAGCAGGUAAUAGUGUGACUGAUGGGAAUGGGAAUGGGAAUGGGAAUGGGAAUGCGAAUGAUGUUGGACUUAGAGGUCAAACGCGUAGACUCAAUAAGGAAGCCAUAUCCAUUCUUAAACUAGCUAAGAAUAUCGGACAACAAGAGGUCAAUGAACAGAUGAUACUCAAUGUCCAAUCGCAAUUAUUCCAGUAGUAUGUUAAGGUAUUUUACUUAUAGUUUUAGUUUUACUUGUAGUUUUAGUUCUAGUUGUAGUAGUAGUUAUAGUUAAGUUAACAUUAUGUAUACUGAUUGGUUUGGGUGCGUGCGGC